This is a messenger RNA of Ctenocephalides felis (cat flea), 1551 nucleotides long. RefSeq lists its product as uncharacterized. Lineage: Eukaryota; Metazoa; Arthropoda; Insecta; Siphonaptera; Pulicidae. Bases 115 to 1551 code for a protein of 478 amino acids. The transcript is spliced from 2 exons. The record is from RefSeq and is a predicted model, not a curated record.
UAAAAGAAUUACGAUGUUUUCAGUGUCUCCUAAUGACGAUUGUAUAUAAACGGUUACAAAAAGUUUAAUAAAUUGUUGUGUAUUUUAGAAGGUGUAUAUAAAUUGUAUAUCAAUAUGAAUAAACUAUCGCAAUGUUUUUUAAUCUUGGUGCUUUCGAACAUAAUUUAUGCUGAUGCCUGGUUAACGCGAUCAAGUACACCAUGUACCAAAGAAAUGAUGGAAGAACCCAUCCACAUUUUCUACAAUUUUAUUGAAUCUCUUCAAUCCAAAAAAGUUAAAGAAGCAAAAAUAUUGAUGGCACAAUUCUCAGGAGACUUGUAUGAAAUACCAGAUCACUUAGAGGUAAUAAAUAUUACUUGCGGAGAUGAGAAAACAGAAAGUAUUAAUAAACUUGUUGAAUUAAUUGAAAACAUACAAACAGUAAAAAAUAUUGUGGAAGCUUUAGGUAAUGAUAAUUACGAAGAUGCAAAAACUUUAAUCGAAUCUUUCCAUUGCCCACAUUUGGUUCAAUUCACUGUUCGAAUGAGCUAUAUGAGCCAUAAAACUUUGCAUAAAGUUAUAGAAUUAUUAAAAGUUUUAGAAAAUAUGAAAACCAUUAACAUGGUAAAUGCAGCACUGAUUUAUCUCAUAGAUGACACAAAUAUUGGUGCAAGUAGCAAAAUUAUUCCAAUAAUGAAGAAACAAAUUCUUGACAACAAGAGUAAAAUACCUGCUGAUUUAUUAUUGACAGCAAAAUUAAAUAUGAAAGAGAUGGUCAAGAUUACAUCAGCUGAUUGUAACAAAGGUUUCAAAGCAUUGAAUAAAAUUGAUCCAGAGAUGGCAGACCAAGCAUUUUAUGAAGUUGUAUUCCAAAAUGUUACAGAAACAUAUGUAAAUUUAAAAAAACUGGACUUAGCACCAAACACCCAUUUUUAUGUUAUUGGUUUGGAAGCAUUUUAUGAUAAACUUGUAGUUUUGGAAAUGCAAAAUUCUAUUUACAUGGGAAAAGUGUUGAAAUAUGCUAAAUUGGCUUCAAUCAAACCUGGUUUAGAAGAAGAUUCUAAAGCCAAAACAAUUUUAGAGAAUAUAUUAGAUAAUGCUUCCGAAUUUGCAAAAAAAGUUUCUGAAAGCUACGUAUGUCAAAAUUUUGAACAAAUUAACUCUAUCGUCAUAAGCGAAAAAGUGCAACACUCAGAACAUAAUGAGUACACAGUUUUCUACAAUCCAGAAACACCUGAGAUCUUUAAAGGAAAAUUCAAAGAACAGCAUGAUGGUGAAUUGUUAAUGAUAACUCUCGAACAAAGCUAUGGACCAGAAUCCGUAAAAUAUUCGAUAGUGAUGGAGAAUGGUGCAUAUCCAGAAAAUAUUUACAUGUCUGGAAAAAUUAUAUCUAAAAAAGUAUUUGCAAAAGAAUCAGCAACAUGGAAAGAACUCUGCGUACUGAAUCCUGAGCCAUUUGUCCAAUAUUGUACAAAAUUAGAAAAUACUCUGACUAGAGAAAAUCACACACAGGCAAGCAGAGAACUGUAUGAGAAUUUCGUAUAUCGUGUAAAAAACACAUGUAAUGAAUGA